AUGAAAAAACCCCCAGAACCACCUUACGGGGCUCCUCAAGGCUACCCCCCAAAUAACUACCAACAACAACCCCCUUACCCUCAACAGCAAUACGGCGCGCCCCCAGGCCCCCCGCCACAAGGCCACUACCACCAACAUCCGCCCCAGCAAGGCCCAUACGGCCAAGCCCCUCCCCAGCAGCAAGGCGGCUACUACGGCGCGCCAUCUCCCCAACCCCCAGCCGGCUAUCACCAGAACCCAUCACCACAACCAGGAUACGGACCGCCCCCACCCGUCCAAUCCCCCUAUGGCCAGGGACCACCCCAAGGCUACGGACCCCCACCGGGAGGCAACAAUGCGCCGGGCUUCGCACCGCCCGGCGCACACGGCGCACCACCCUACGGCGGGCCCGUAAUGCCAACACUCGGCUACACGCCCGGCCAAGUCGCACCAGGCGACUUCCGGCGCGAAGCCGACAUCCUCCGCAAAGCAAUGAAGGGCUUCGGCACCGAUGAGUCCGCGCUAAUCCAGGUGCUCGCGCGCCAGGACCCGCUCCAGAUGGCCGCCGUGCGCGCCACAUACUCGCAGCACAUCGGGCGCGAUCUCUACAAGGACGUCAAGUCCGAAACGGGCGGGUACCUGCGGCAGGGCCUUUUGGCCGUGAUCGAGGGCCCGUUGGUGCACGAUGUCGAGUGUGCGCGGGAGAGUAUCGACGGGAUCGGGACGAAGGAGUGGCUCAUGAAUGAUGUGUUGCUGGGCCGGUCGAACGCGGACCUGAACGCUAUCAAGAUGGCGUACGAGCGCAAGUAUCAUCGGCACUUGGCGCGGGAUGUGGAGGGUGAUUUGUCGAUGAAGACGGCUGUCUUGUUUAAGCGGGUUUUGGAAGCACGGAGGCAUGAGGAGUCGAUGCCGUGUAAUCCGCAGGAUAUUGGGGCUAAGGCUGCUGCUGUGCAUGCGAAGAGGAAGGAUCAGGCGAUGGAUAUUUUGGUUGCUGCUUCGGAUGCGGAGCUUAGGGCUAUCGAUCAUGAGAUGGGGGCUAGGUAUCGUGCUUCGUUGGAGAAUGUUAUCUUGAAGGAGUACUCGGGCCAUAUGGAGAAGGCUUAUGUGCAGAUGGUGCGGACUGCGACGGAUCCGGCUAUGCGUGAUGCGAUUCUGCUGGAGGAGUGUAUGGCUGGUAUGGGGACGAAGGAUGAGGCUUUGGUUACGAGGAUUGUGCGUUUGCACUGGAAUCGCGAUCAUAAGGAACAGGUCAAGCGUGCUUAUCAUCAUCGGUUUAAGAAGGACUUGAUCCAGCGCGUACGUGGGGAAACUUCGGGUGACUACCAGCGCUUGAUGGUAGCUCUGUUGGAGUAA
Molecule: messenger RNA, 1332 nt
Organism: Penicillium verhagenii
Lineage: Eukaryota; Fungi; Ascomycota; Eurotiomycetes; Eurotiales; Aspergillaceae
Exons: 1
Coding region: 1-1332 (443 amino acids)
Cellular component (GO): cytoplasm
Molecular function (GO): calcium ion binding; calcium-dependent phospholipid binding
Source: RefSeq, a predicted model, not a curated record